AUGCACAUUAGGUAUCUUAGCAACGAAAGUACAAGGAAUAAAACUCGCCCAAUGGCUAUUUCAGCAUCACCUCCGGUGCUGUUGGGUCGGAUUUCAGGUGCUUCCUUUGGGUCCUUCCUGCAGCUGGAGAAUUGGUGCAGCAGCGCAGCGGGUGAGACCCCCGGGCUUGCAUCUGAAAACGCCGAAGAUAGCCGCGCCGAGUUUUUGCAGCACAUGAGCCGGACGUCAUCCCGCCCAACCACGCCGGAAGCACCUGCAGGCUAUCCGCAUCGAGGCAUCUGCUUCGGUCUCUCUCGCCGCGCGUCCCGCCCUGCACGCUUUGGUAUCUUCAAGUGCACCUCUUUCCAGACAUAGUGCGCAAUACGUCAGUAAAUUGCCGUCCAAGAUGCCUGGAAGGGUCACUUCAAUGCGCAAUGCCUCCGCGGCCCUGCGCGCCAGCCGGCUGGCCCUGCGGCGCGCCUACUACUCGAGCGAAGCGAACGCCGGCCCCAUGAUCCGCGUGACGAACCUGCCUGCGCCCAACUCGGGCCACAUCCGCAUCCUCGAGCUGAACCGGCCGGCCGCGCGCAAUGCCAUCUCGCGCGCGCUGCUCUCGUCCCUGCGCGGCGAGAUCGACGCCGUGCACGCGCAGUACGACCCCGCAACAGGCGAGGAGCUCCCCACGCCGUCGUGGAACAAGCGGUUCGGCGGCGUCGCUGGUGACGACCAAAAAGGGCCGACGAGGGCGCUGAUCCUCGCGUCGGCGGUUGACACAUCCUUCUGCGCCGGCGCAGACCUCAAAGAGCGCAAGACGUUCACCCAGGAGGACACCGCCGCGUUCCUCCACAGCCUCCGCACGACACUCACCUCCCUCUCGACCCUCCCCGUGCCGACCAUCUCGGCCAUCUCGUCCCUCGCGCUGGGCGGCGGCCUCGAGCUGGCCCUCGCGACCCACUUCCGGGUCCUCACCUCGAACGCGGUCGUCGGGCUGCCCGAGACCCGCCUCGGCAUCAUCCCCGGCGCCGGCGGCACCUACCGGCUGCCGGCGCUGAUCGGCAUCCCGCGCGCGCGCGACCUGAUCCUCACGGGCCGCCGCGUGUCCGCGCCCGAGGCGUACUUCCUGGGCAUCGCCGACCGGCUGGUGGAGGUGCGCCCGGAGAGCGAGGAGCAGGCGAAGGAGUGGGAGGCGCUGGAGGAGCACGAGCGGGAGAAGCGGGUGCUGGACACGGCGCGGCGGCUGGCGCUGAGCGAGGCGGUCCGGCUGGCCAGCGAGAUCUGCGAGGGCGGGCCGAUCGCCGUGCGCGCGGCCUUGCGCGCGGUGGAGGAGCCGCGCGAGUCGGUGGAGAACAGCAUGUACGAGAGGGUGGUGAGGACGGAGGAUCGGGACGAGGCGCUGAAGGCGUUCGCGGAGAAGAGGAAGCCUGUGUUCAAGGGGAGGUGAUUACUGGGUUUGUCGAGAGGGCGAUGGACCGUUCAACGGUUGGCGCGCAUGAGCACAUCGUACACGACAGGGGCUCUACACGCUGCGAUGAGACGCAUACCAUGAAUUCAGCCGGCGCGCUGAUGGCUAGGUACUUUGGAAUGGCCUUCUGGCCCUCCAUGGACGAUAAGUGUCGAGCCGCCGCGGGAGGACACGAGAGCUGCAGCCCAGCUUGCCGUAACGUAAGGAGCUAGGUACCAUGUAGUUGUGGGCUUCAGGGCGCUCACCCGAAAGCCAGCAUUCGCAAUAGCCCAACUUGCAUCUGAUGGCCUUGCUCCAAGGUGGCUACAGCCUUGGUAACCCCACGGCUACUGGACGUCAUUGAGCAGGCCCCCUCCAGACAAUCGAGGUUGUGCCAAACCCGCCAGGGCAGUCACCGCGCGAUGACAUCAUCGGAGUUCGCCCGCGCGUCUCCCCAGUGAGCUCAGACCAGCAGCUCUUA
Messenger RNA from Thermothielavioides terrestris NRRL 8126, 1901 nucleotides. RefSeq lists its product as uncharacterized. The coding region runs from base 386 to 1420 and encodes 344 amino acids. Lineage: Eukaryota; Fungi; Ascomycota; Sordariomycetes; Sordariales; Chaetomiaceae. Gene Ontology annotation, biological process: fatty acid beta-oxidation. Gene Ontology annotation, cellular component: mitochondrion. Gene Ontology annotation, molecular function: enoyl-CoA hydratase activity. The record is from RefSeq and is a predicted model, not a curated record. The transcript is spliced from 2 exons.